Molecule: messenger RNA, 2382 nt
Organism: Colletotrichum truncatum
Lineage: Eukaryota; Fungi; Ascomycota; Sordariomycetes; Glomerellales; Glomerellaceae
Product: negative regulator of differentiation 1
Cellular component (GO): cytoplasmic stress granule
Molecular function (GO): mRNA binding
Source: RefSeq, a predicted model, not a curated record
AUGCAGGAAAUCCAAGGCCCGGUUGGCCAGGGCGGCCCAAGUGCUCCCGGCAACCGCUUUCCCGGACACGCUUCCAAGCCUUCCAACAGCGACACCGGCUUUUCCCACGGUGCCUUCACUUCCAACAUCUCUGGCUUCGCUGACAGACACCCUCGCCGCGGCAACAUCCCGACGAUCAACACCCAGCCGCUGACCCAGCAUCAGCAGGCUCCCCCGUCCGCCGUCGACAUGGCCACCCCGGGCACUGCCUUUGACAUGCAGUUCACGCCUCUGCUGCCGUCUCAGCUCCUCCUCGGAAGCCCCUUCCAGCCUGGAACCCCCGCUGCCUUCGCCAGCCCUCAGUUCCAGAAUCUUCAGGGCUUCCAGCAAGCUCAGCAGCAGAACCAGCAGCAGCAGCAGAACGGCCCCAUGAGUCCGGUCCAGCAGAGCAUGUCGCCUCAGCAGUACCAGGCCAUGGUAUCCCCUUCGACCUACGGUGCCCCCCAGUUUUUCCAGCCCCAGUCCCCCACGAGCGGCGGCUUCAGCAACAUGCAGAUUCCCAUGCAGCCUAGCUCUCCCGUCUCCAUGGGCCCUGGCAUGGUUACCGGCACUAGCCGCACCGUCUAUCUCGGCAACAUCCCUCCUGACACGUCGGCUGAGGAAAUCUUGGGACAUGUCCGAAGCGGUCAAAUCGAGUCCGUUCGUCUGCUCCCUGACAAGAACUGCGCCUUCAUCUCCUUCUUGGACGCCAGCUCUGCUACCCACUUCCACUCGGAUGCCAUCUUGAAAAAGCUCUGCAUCAAGGGCCAGGACAUCAAGGUCGGCUGGGGCAAGCCUUCUCAGGUCCCUACCUCUGUAGCUUUGGCCGUUCAGCAGUCGGGCGCCUCCCGUAACGUUUACUUGGGUAACCUGCCAGAGGACAUUACUGAAGAGGAGUUGCGCGAGGAUCUGGGCAAGUUUGGAGCCGUUGACACGAUCAAAAUCGUGCGCGAGAAGAGCAUCGCCUUUAUUCAUUUCUUGUCCAUCGCCAAUGCCAUCAAGGCAGUUUCUCAGCUUCCCCAAGAGCCGAAGUGGCAGGCCCCUCGUCGCGUUUACUACGGCAAGGACCGAUGUGCUUACGUUUCGAAGACCCAGCAGCAGAACGCUGCUCAGUACCUUGGAAUCGCGCCUGGCUAUGCGCAUAUGCUCACUGGUGCAGACCGUGAUUUGAUCUCGAACGCUCUGGCUCAGCAGUCUGUGGCUGCGGCCGCCGUCGCGACAACCGCCGGUGGUAUCAACAACCUUGGAAACCGGACCAUUUAUCUUGGCAACAUCCACCCCGAGACGACGAUCGAGGAAAUCUGCAACGUCGUUCGCGGUGGUCUCCUUCACCACAUCCGCUACAUUCCUGACAAGCACAUUUGCUUCGUUACAUUCAUCGACCCUACCGCAGCGGCCUCGUUCUACGCUCUCAGCAACCUCCAGGGCCUGAUGAUUCACAACCGCAGACUGAAGAUUGGCUGGGGUAAGCACUCUGGUGCUCUGCCGCCCGCCAUCGCCCUUGCCGUCAGCGGAGGAGCGUCCCGUAACGUCUACAUUGGCAACUUGGACGAGACCUGGACUGAGGAGCGCCUCCGACAAGACUUCUCCGAGUUCGGUGAAAUCGAGUUGGUCAACACCCUGAGGGAGAAGAGCUGUGCCUUUGUCAACUUUACCAACAUUGCCAACGCCAUCAAGGCUAUCGAGGCUGUACGCAGCAAGGAUGAGUACAAGAAGUUCAAGGUCAACUUCGGCAAGGAUCGCUGUGGAAACCCUCCUCGCCAGCUCUCUCAGCAGCAGCAGCAGGCACAAUCACCUCGCACUGAUGGUGUCUCUUCGCCGCCCCCAACCGGUUCCCAAAACUCGGGCUCUCCUACCAAUGGCAACACCCCUCAGCAGUCCGCCACCUUGUUCAACUCCAACAGCAACCCUUUGACACUGUACCUGAACCACGUCUCACAGCAAGCUCAGCAGCAGCAGCACCACCAGCAGCAGCAGCUUCAUGUCCAGCAGCAAGCCCUGUUCGGUACCGCCCAGUCCUCGCCUAGUGAGCUGUCCAUCGACGUGCAAUCCCAGGGUCCCAUCUCGGGUCACCAGCAGUCUGCCAGCAUCUCCAAUGGCUAUCCCCACAGUGCCUCCGGUCCUGGUCCCACCACCAUUGGUGGCCUCCUGGCCCCUGGUAACCGUGGCGGCCAGCACAACCGCGCCGUCAGCUUGCCUGCCCUGAACCCUGGCUUCGAGAACGGCGGCGCCCCCUCAGGCAACGAGGGCCCUGAGCGCCGUGGCCACCAGUACCAGGCCAGCUUUGGCGGCAUGGGUGCCGGUUACGGUCUCGCCAUUCAGGGUGGUCUGAACGGCUGGGUCGAGGAGGAGGUUGCCAACUAG